AUGGAUAAAUUUACAACUGUAGAACCUCCAACUUCAGUAACCAUACACUCAAUGAUACCAAAGGGAACGAAAUUACUGAAUUCUCGUGAUUGGAUAUUGAACGAAGUCUUUAAAUCUCAUCAUCAGUAUUGGAUUUUACUCGACUAUUUAUCCAAUGUGAAUCAUGAAAAAUACAGAGAAUUGCAUGAUUUUUUGAUCCGAGCCCUUUUUGCACAUAAUAUACAAUUUUGGCAUUUUACUCAAAAAUCAGAUCCACAAGAAUGUCGUUUAGAGUUGGAUGUUGCUAUAAGAUUAAUAGAUUCAAUGCGUAAAGCAGGAGAUAUUCGACCUCCUAUGACAGAAAUUGGAAGGGUGUUGCCAUAUUUGAAUACAAAGGAUAUAUAUAAUAUGUUAUAUGAAGUGUGGAAAUUUAUAAUGGAGAAUUGGCAACAAUGUCCAUAUUCCGAUAAUUUUAUGGAGCAACAAGAGAAUAAUGAAAUCGGAGAAAUCAAUUAUGAAGAGAGGGUUCGUAACAUAAAGAUAAUUGUACAAAAGAACAUUUUAAAAGUACCAGAUGAAUUAGUUCGUUGUAUAUGUGAUGGAACGAAUAAUCAAUUACUAUCUGAAUGGAAAGAACGAGAAUCUAUUCAUUUAUUUCCUGACAAUUUUCUCUCUUCUACGGUUAAUCACCUUCAAGCUAAACUUGAAGAUUACUGGAGAGUAUCACCAGCCAUGGCACAAUCUGAAGCGAUUCAAUCAAUUGAUGUCUUUAUCAUGACGAUUCAUUAUAUUCUCAUUAAAUCUAUUCAAACGCUGGCGUCGUCACCAAAAAUUUCCAUUACAUUCUAUAAGCAAUCUUCUGGUCACAUUAUCCACGAGAUCCCUUGCGAAUCGGAUCGAAAGAUGUUUGAUAACUUUAGCGAAAUCGGAUACAACUUGCUCCAUAAUAAAAAAAUUAACGAAAAAUGUGAAUUACAUUUUAUUGAAAAAUUUAAUGGUUAUGGGUUCAGGUGGAAAAGGUACUUCGAUUACAGAAAUGAAUGCGUAAGGUUGAAUGUAUCUAUUAAAACAAAGACUGAUGAGAUACUACAAAGAGUAAAAAUUGCUUCUUUUAAUAAUGGAGCUAGUAAUAAUAAUGGUGGUGCUAAUCACAUCUAG
Molecule: messenger RNA, 1137 nt
Organism: Funneliformis caledonium
Lineage: Eukaryota; Fungi; Glomeromycota; Glomeromycetes; Glomerales; Glomeraceae
Source: the annotation of a GenBank genome assembly